Oncorhynchus nerka (sockeye salmon) is the source of this 740-nucleotide messenger RNA. It is a transcript of the gene ptx4, whose product is annotated as pentraxin-4. The record is from RefSeq and is a predicted model, not a curated record. The transcript has 2 exons. Lineage: Eukaryota; Metazoa; Chordata; Actinopteri; Salmoniformes; Salmonidae. Bases 99 to 740 code for a protein of 213 amino acids.
AAUCACAAAUCCAGAACCUUCUCCAGCUUCCAGUGAGACACAAGAUCCCUCUGCAGCACAUCCCCAGGAGAGAAGCCACCAUCUGUAAUGUGGACUCCAUGCUCCUGUUCCCGUCAGCUUCCCCUGAGAACUACGUCACCUUCUCCCGGAGCUUCCCUGCUCUUCCAGAACUCUCCGUGUGCCUGUGGCUCCGCGUCGACGUCGGGUACGUAGGAACGCUCCUCUCUUACGCCACGGAGGACAACGACAACAAACUCGUCCUAUACGGACGCAACUCCUCCUCCUCUUCUUCCUCCACCCCCAACCGAGCAACCCUGGACUUCGUGGUGGGAGACCCUGCGUACCGUGAGCUCCCUGUGGACUCUGUGCUGGACGGGUGCUGGCACCACCUCUGUGUACUCUGGUCCUCUAUCCAGGGACGAUUCUGGCACUACACCGACCGGCGCCUGACCUCCGCAGGGUCACGGUUCAGGAAGGGUUACGAGGUGCCAGGAGGGGGGUUAGUGGUGCUGGGAGCAGAGCAGGACAGCCAGGGGGGAGGGUUUGAUCCCAACGAGGGGUUUGUGGGGCGCCUGGCGGGGUUCACCGUGUGGGACCGGGUGUUGAGUUCUGGGGAGGUGACGGGGGUGGCUACAGGGAGGGGGGUACCCCGGGGGGUGGUGCUCGAGUUGGGGGACGUUGACGGAGUUCAUGGGGAGGUGCAGCAGAUAGCCUGCGAGUGCCUGGAACACUGUAGCUGA